UUCCGGGUGUCGCUGUCUUUUCGGUAUUGAAAAAGAUGUUGAAUAGUACUGACUGGAGGAUUAACAGAUGAGUACAGGUUAAUGUUUUUUAACAUUUACAGGUUAAUGUUUUCUUUAUCUCCCAAAAUAAUACGUGUCUUCACGUUUCGCUGAUCGGUACAUCUUUCCUUUGUGAAGAUUGCCUCCCCCGCGCAUUUUCGAGAGUAUUUAAACCCUCAAACAUGGCGUCUCAAUACUAUUUGGAAAUGCAGGAGAGUUUCAAAAAUAACAACAAAAGUCGUGAAUUCCCGGCUCACAGCGCUAAGGUUCAUUCGGUAGCUUGGAGCUGCGAUGGGAGAAGGUUGGCAUCUGGAUCAUUUGACAAAACUGCAAGUGUGUUUGUUCUUGAAAAAGAUCGAUUGGUGAAGGAAAACAACUACCGCGGCCACGGGGACAGUGUCGAUCAGCUGUGCUGGCACCCAACAAACCCCGAUCUUUUUGUUACUGCGUCGGGGGAUAAGACCAUCCGCAUCUGGGAUGUCCGCACAACAAAAUGCAUUGCGACUGUAAACACAAAAGGGGAGAACAUAAAUAUAUGCUGGAGUCCAGACGGACAGACCAUCGCAGUCGGGAACAAGGAUGACGUGGUUACUUUCAUCGAUGCCAAAACGCACCGGUCACGAGCGGAGGAGCAAUUCAAGUUUGAAGUGAACGAGAUCUCCUGGAACAACGACAACGAUAUGUUUUUCCUGACCAAUGGGAACGGUUGCAUCAACAUCCUCAGUUAUCCAGAACUGAAACCGAUCCAGUCCAUCAAUGCCCACCCUUCUAACUGCAUCUGCAUCAAGUUUGAUCCCACAGGGAAGUACUUUGCCACAGGUAGUGCGGAUGCCCUGGUCAGCCUAUGGGACGUAGAAGAACUGGUGUGUGUGCGGUGUUUCUCCAGGUUAGACUGGCCAGUCCGGACACUGAGUUUUAGCCAUGACGGCAAAAUGCUGGCAUCAGCAUCCGAGGAUCAUUUCAUUGACAUUGCAGAGGUUGAGACGGGAGAGAAACUGUGGGAGGUGCAGUGCGAGUCGCCCACUUUCACUGUGGCCUGGCAUCCUAAGAGACCCUUGCUGGCAUACGCGUGCGAUGACAAGGACGGAAAGUACGACAGCAACCGGGAGGCGGGCACUGUCAAGCUGUUUGGUCUGCCCAAUGAUUCCUGAGAGGUGUGGUCUCCACUUUUGUUGGUCUCCAGGAACACUCGGUGUCUGUUCUUUUAUUGGAUAAUCAGGACUCUUUGUGUGGCCUUAACCUUGUGACUCAAGCCAAUGCAGAUCUUGCAGCGCCCUAAGCCAUACUCCCACGUAGUCAAGGAAGCAUAGCUGAAUGUGGUCCAGUUUAUACAUAGACGUGGGUGAGCGUUCCUGUUCAGCGAAGCUACAGAUUUGCUUCCUUUCAAUGUAGAUAUGGCUGUGGUUUCUUUGUUUGUUAGCUCCUUUAAUUAAAUUGAAAUAAUUAAAAUAUAAUUGGUGUUGUUGCUGGAGAACAGUUAACCUGUUUUUUAUUAAGGCAUGUGUUUCAGUAUUUCAAUUGUCUGUUGAAACACGGGGGUGAUAUGUUUUUAAUAUAUGUCAUUGACAUUGCUGAAAUGAAGAGGGAUAUGGGUAAAACCAAGAAUUUGAAACUGUAUCCAGUUUGAAGUGGAAAAAGAAGGCUUUGACUGUCCCCAGCUUCAAAGAACAAGUCUGAGUUUGUGUAUGCAUUCCUGCAUAAUUUUGCAUAUGGUUAAAUCCUCAAAAGAAUGUAAGGACCAACAGAGGUUGACAUCAAAGGCAGUUAUUUGUUGUUACGGUAAUGCAAUGCAGUGUAAUUCAAGGCAUUACAUCUACAGGGAUGGGAAAAGGGUAGGAAGUUAUGACAAGGAUUUACUACUUCAACCAGCAGGGGGCCUUGUUACACCAUGACAGCACAUUAGCAAGUGUUAUCUCUGUACUGUAUAUAAUAAACUGUCAUUGUUUUUGGAAGUAAUGAGUGAUACAUUUUGUACUGUUUAUGUCAAUUGUAGGUGGAUUUUGUUAUUCAAUUAAAA
Molecule: messenger RNA, 2056 nt
Organism: Megalops cyprinoides (Indo-Pacific tarpon)
Lineage: Eukaryota; Metazoa; Chordata; Actinopteri; Elopiformes; Megalopidae
Gene: thoc3
Product: THO complex 3
Exons: 6
Coding region: 222-1190 (322 amino acids)
Biological process (GO): mRNA export from nucleus
Cellular component (GO): THO complex part of transcription export complex
Molecular function (GO): protein binding
Source: RefSeq, a predicted model, not a curated record